GGCACCAUCUCCCAUCGCAAGUCGCACGGUCUGGUCUCCUCCCAUCUUUGUCACGCAUCAUGUCUCACGGAGUCACCGUCGUGAUCGUCGCCCUCCUUCUCUUCCUGUCUUUGGCCCAUGCAGGCAGGCCUGAGCCAGAGGAUCUUGAGAAGGCCAACGUCCAGGGUGUCGAGGGAGAGGAAUCUGACAAGGUGGUGCAAGGAUGCGAAGGGAAGGAGGACUGCUUGAUGAGAAGUACUCUCAAUGCUCACACCGACUACAUCUACACGCAGGGGGGAGAGACGUCCGAGAAGGUGGAAGGAGGAUGUGCGGGUCUUGGGAAGGAGAAAUGCUUGGAGAAAACUACUCUCACCGCUCACACUGACUACAUCUACACACAGCGACACCACUAGAGGAGGUGGUGUGUUCUCCUGGUUUGGGGUGUUUGGCUUGGGGGUUUGUUGAUGUCGUGAUAGUGCUUAUCCUCGCGUAUUCCCACCUUUGGUUCAUGAAUAAUAAUAAUACCUCCAUUGAUGUCU
Messenger RNA from Musa acuminata subsp. malaccensis (wild Malaysian banana), 518 nucleotides. Its product is annotated as phytosulfokines. The record is from RefSeq and is a predicted model, not a curated record. Gene Ontology annotation, molecular function: growth factor activity. Lineage: Eukaryota; Viridiplantae; Streptophyta; Magnoliopsida; Zingiberales; Musaceae. Gene Ontology annotation, cellular component: extracellular region. Gene Ontology annotation, biological process: cell population proliferation.